UAAGGAACAGAUUCACACACAGGAUGGUUGAAAAAGUUUAUACUGUGAUGCGGCUGCUGCUUUUAUCUUUGAUCAGAACAGGUGUAACUGGGGACGAAGGUGUAAUAUUUGCAGAAAGGUGUUAUAAUAUUUCAGUUCCAUGUGCUAAAGAUUUGAUCUGCUUUCAUGUAUGGCAUUUCAACACAAAGCAAGCAAGUGAUUACAUUGCUAUAGUAACUAACAGGGCGAUCCAGACAUCCAGAUCACAGGAUGACGAUUCAAAAUGCACUCUGCAAAUCAAAGAUCUCACAGCUGGACAUCACCGUUGCCAGCAGAGGCCAGGUGUCUCCUCUCCUCACAACAUUACCCCAGAGUUCAUCCUCAUGCCUGGUGAAACAGUGUCACUACAGUGUUUUCUUUUCAGCCACUUGGAGCAGAGACACUGCUGUGCACAGCAGCAAAAACAGAUCAGUCUGAUGUGGGUGGAUGAAACUGGUGCUCAGAUACAAGAGGACUUUCAGAAUCGGAUUAAGCAGCAGACUGUUUGUGAUAUAACUCUGACCUUCACUCUUCAAAGCCCUGAAAGCAAGACGUUCAGGUGCCGGGUGACUGUAGAUGACCAAGUCCAGUCAUCAGUGAAGCUGCAAGUCAGAGUGCUAGCUCUGAAAGGGAGAGGAAGAGGAUUCAUCGGAGAUCCGGAACCUCAACCACAAGGCCACAAACAGGGCGCAAUUGGGGCUGCUGUGGGGGUGGUGGGAUGUGCAAUACUGACAGUGCUGGUUGCGGCAUUUGUCGUAAGCAGAAGAAAAGCGAGAAUCCAGCUGCCUAAUGAGUCACCUAACACAAUCAGUUCUACCACUGUUAUGAAUGCAAAUGAUGUGAUCUAUGCAGACAUUAUUCUCCCUGCUGGCUCGGAUGCACUGUGGGUUCAAGAGUGUGAGUCCACAGAAUAUGCCUGUGUCAAAUACAAAUAGUGUGCCUUACAAAAUGUAAACUUUACUGUUGCCAUGUAUUUGAUGCCCCCAAAUUUCCCAGCAUUUAUUUUCUGUACUGUAAAUAUUG
Archocentrus centrarchus (flier cichlid) is the source of this 1041-nucleotide messenger RNA. RefSeq lists its product as uncharacterized. Bases 24 to 953 code for a protein of 309 amino acids. The record is from RefSeq and is a predicted model, not a curated record. Lineage: Eukaryota; Metazoa; Chordata; Actinopteri; Cichliformes; Cichlidae. The transcript is spliced from 7 exons.